AUGACUGCGCUUGUUGUACAGUCCUCUGCAUCAUGUUGGCGGGAUACAAUUUGCGUUUCCAGGACAGCUUCGUUUCCUGGUCCUUGGGAGAAAUACAUCUACGCCCCUGACUCGCGGCUGGUCUCCCCCGCCAAGAUCUUGAAUCCGGACCAUUCCUUGAUAUCAAUGUAUCCGGAGACGGUCAACUUAUCUUCAAAUGAAUCAUUGGUCAUUUAUGACUUCGGGAAAGAGGUAGGAGGAAUUGCUACUUUGAGUUAUCAGUCACGUGGUUCCGGUCAACUCGGUUUAUCAUUUUCCGAGGCCAGGAACUGGACUGGGUAUGUUUCUGACGACUCGAAUGGCAAAUACCAGACUGGGGCAGAUGGAGCUCUAUUUGUGCCUGUCACGAAUACUAGCCGUGGCAACUUUACGAUGUCAGACUCGAGUCUGCGUGGUGGAUUUCGCUAUCUUUCCUUGUUCACGACCAGCAACUCGACAUUCGAGGUGAACAUCACUGCAAUAUCACUUGAGCUUUCUUUUCAACCAACUUGGUCGGACUUGAGAGCAUAUGGAGGAUACUUUUCCUCGAAUGAUGAUCUACUCAACCGCAUCUGGUAUGCCGGUGCAUAUACGUUGCAGACGAACGCUAUCUCACCAAACACUGGAAGGGCUUAUCCACUACUUGACAACGGAUGGGCGAACAAUGCGAGUCUAGGGACUUCGGGUGCGAGUAUAUUUACAGAUGGCGCGAAAAGAGACAGAGCCACAUGGUCAGGCGACCUUGGUAUUGCUCUUCCAAGCGCUUUUGUAAGCACCGGUGACUUUGAGAGCGCCAAAAAUGCACUCCAGCUGCAAUUCGAUCUGCAGAAAUUCAAUGGAGAACUCCCAAUGGCGGGCCCGCCUCUCAGCUUCUAUGGCUCUGAUACAUAUCAUAUGUCAUCAAUUAUUGGAACAUAUGAGUACAUUGUCUAUAGUGGUGACACUGAGUUCUUGACACGGAAUUGGAGAAAGAUCAAGCUAGCUAUUCAAUUCGUCACUGCGAAGAUCGAUAGCACGGGCAUACUAUUCGCCCAAGGUGGUCACAAUACUCAAGCAAAUGCGUUGAUGUAUAAAACUUUGACAGCUGGAAGUGCUCUUGCCAACUGGACCGGUGACAAUAAUUUAGCGCGCAGGUGGAAAAGUCAAGCAGCCGUAUUGAAGAAUAAAAUUAAUGCGCCAGAUUCAUACAGGUACCCGCAAGAUGGCAACAGCCUAGCACUCUACUACGACAUGGCAAACUCUUCGAGCUACAAAAACAUUAGCGACUAUCUUUUCUCAAAUUGGGGUCUAAUUGGAGCCAGUUGUCCUGAAAUGGAGUUCAAUAUCGUACCUUUCAUCGAAAGCAUGGAAAUCAAAGGUCACUUCGCUGCUCAUCAAACUACUCGAGCCUUAGAUCUCAUCCGUCGCAGCUGGGGAUGGUACCUCAACAAUCCUUAUGGGACAGAAAGCACAUUCAUUGAAGGAUAUCUGGAAGAUGGGACAUUCGGGUAUCGUGCGAAUGCGGGAUACCAGAAUACAUAUUCAUACGUCUCACAUUCUCAUGGUUGGAGCACCGGACCAACACAUGCUUUGUCGACCUUUGUGGUGGGACUGCAACUUACCUCGCCUGGGGGCAAGACUUGGAUCAUUGCGCCUCAAUUUGGGGAUCUCAAGUCUGUUGAAGGGGGAUUCACGACUAACUUGGGGAAGUUCUCGGUGAAAUGGAUUCUGGUAGAUGACGGAUUCGUUCUGGAGUACAAUGUUCCGAGCACAACUUCUGGAAAGUUGAUCUUGCCUGCGUCGGUCGGUAAGACACCCAAAGUCAGAGUGAAUGGCGGGUUGUCUACUCAAACAACGUACGAUGUUUCAAGUGGAGUUGUCACAAUUGAGAAACAACCCGGUGGUGAGAGCCGGAUCCAAGUCUGGACUUGA
This is a messenger RNA of Mollisia scopiformis, 1929 nucleotides long. RefSeq names its product glycoside hydrolase family 78 protein. The coding region runs from base 1 to 1929 and encodes 642 amino acids. Lineage: Eukaryota; Fungi; Ascomycota; Leotiomycetes; Helotiales; Mollisiaceae. The record is from RefSeq and is a predicted model, not a curated record. The transcript is spliced from 4 exons. Gene Ontology annotation, biological process: carbohydrate metabolic process.